This is a messenger RNA of Anopheles nili, 2861 nucleotides long. RefSeq names its product sialin. Gene Ontology annotation, biological process: transmembrane transport; monoatomic anion transport. The transcript is spliced from 6 exons. The coding region runs from base 17 to 1423 and encodes 468 amino acids. Lineage: Eukaryota; Metazoa; Arthropoda; Insecta; Diptera; Culicidae. Gene Ontology annotation, molecular function: transmembrane transporter activity. Gene Ontology annotation, cellular component: plasma membrane. The record is from RefSeq and is a predicted model, not a curated record.
GUUAUCGUAUUUUAAAAUGCACGAUAUUCUUGCACAUUUCAUCAAAGUAAAAGAUCGUAUACCAACCCGUUUCAAUGUCUCUAUUAUGUUGUUCAUGGCUUGUCUUAUCAGCUAUAUGCUGCGAGUUAAUAUGUCCGUUAAUAUACUUGCAAUGGUGCAGCCGAUACAACGAAAUGCUCCACAAUCAACUAAUGUUCAGCUGAAUAACUAUGGUCCACGAUACAACUGGAGCUCACACGACCAAAGCAUCAUCUUAGGUGCUUAUUUUUACGGCUACCUGUUAUCGUCGUUGCCGGCCGGUAUUUUUGCGGAACGCUUCGGUGGACGUAAUAUGGUUGGACUCUCGUUGGCAUUUAGCGCUUUCCUCACCGCGCUGACUCCUCUUGCUGCCAGCAGUGGUAUGUGGACCACAUUCGCCAAUCGAGUAGCACUAGGAAUUUUGGGUGGUUUUCUGUAUCCCGCGCUUCAUAAUCUGAUUUCCAAAUGGGCGCCUCCGGACGAGAAAGGAAAAUUUGUUUCGGCUCUAAUGGGUGGCACAUUUGGCACUGUGGUUACGUGGCCGUUAGUUGGAGUUAUAAUUGAGACUCUUGGUUGGUCCUUUGCAUUUUACAUUCCUGCUGCUAUAUCCGCCUUCGUUGCUGCUUUAUGGUAUAUCGUUGUAGCUGAUAGCCCUGCAUCACAUCCCCGAAUUAAAUCAGAAGAAAAAGAAUACAUCGAAAAGUCACUUGGUGAUACAAUCUCCAAAUCGAAACUUUUACCACCAAUUGUGUCACUUUCAACGUCACCUCCGUUCUUAGCACUCCUUGUUUUGCAUUUUGGCAAUCUGUGGGGCUUAUACUUUUUAAUUACUGCUGCCCCCAAAUUUAUUAGUGAGGUACUUGGAUUUAAUCUAGCCAAAGCUGGAUUUUUGUCCGCACUGCCAUAUUUGGCUCGAUCAAUCGCUGCAUUUUUUUUCGGAACAAUUGGUGAUAUGCUGCGAAGAAAAUCCAUCAUAGACGUCACGACAAUAAGAAAAUCUUUUUGUAUUUUUUCUCACAUAAUACCCGGAUUAUUCCUAGUUGGACUGAUCUACAUUGGUUUCAAUCCGUACGUUUGUGUCGCCAUCAUCACACUCUCACUCGGAUUCAACGGUGCAUCUACAAUGACUAAUCUUCAAAAUUCCCAGGACCUAGCGCCAAACUUUGCUGGGACGUUAUACGGAAUCAUUAAUUUCGUAGGAACAUCUAGCGGCUUUAUUUCACCUAUCCUGGUGGCACAUUUCACUGCCGAACAAAGCACUAUGGCGGAAUGGCAAUACGUCUUCAUGAUUGGAUCCGCCGCUUAUAUCGUGCCGGCGCUGAUUUUUGUUGUUUUUGGAUCGGGUCAAGUGCAAAAAUGGAAUGAACCGAUAAAUUCACAACCAAAUACGAACGUACCUGGUUAGACCUGAUCAUUCGUCAAUCGUUAGACAGCGCUCUAUUUCUUUCUAUCUGAGCUACAUUUCACUUACUUACUUUGGAUAACUGUAUCAAACUAUUUACAAUAUGACGAAAUCUUACCACAUAACAAACAAUUCAAUAGAUGAAAACUUGCAGAAGCAACGGAACUAUCUUACUAGCAAAGUAUUAUAUUGAGUGAUAUGAAAAAUGGAACGAUACAGUAGUACAGAAUUUUAAUGCUAAAGUUUCGUACUAAUAAGCUAGUGUAAGGAAUAAUUCUUUGUCAUCAACGAAAAACGAUAACCCUUGUUGAACUAUAAAUUCGGAGAUCUGCGCAGGUACUUCUUCAUACAAUUUCUUAUGAAAAACAGUAAUCACACUAUCUACCAAUUGUAAAUGCUUUGAUAAUUCAAUAAUUUUAAAAAUUUGUAAAUUGGUUCUUUGCAUAUAAACAAUUAUAAUUAACCAUAGGUAGGAUAAAUGUCACAAAAGUUGUAUAGUUUUUCAAUAAUGUUAUGCUGUUUUAGUCAUUUGUGUCUCCGAGAUAAUGUUUCAACAAAGUAAUUUUGGCUUGUUAGCAAAGCUCAGCCAAAAGCAUAACAUACCCCCGAUUAUCUGACAUUGUUGUUUGUAGUAAAGAAAGAAAGAAAAAUAUUAUAAAAAUAUAGUUUGCACACUUGUUAGGGGCUCAAUAAUCGAAAGCGUAGGAUGUGCCACAAACGAAUGAUUUCAGUUUCAAAUCACAACUGAGCCUCCCCCGUACGCAAGACAGACUAUCCGGAUACUUAAAAAGAGUUCAAGCUAAAGAAAAGCCUCAACAAGACAUACCUUGACCGAACACCGGUUGUUGAGUCAUUUAAAUAACAAAAAAAGAUCUACACACAAGGUAUACUUUAAAUCAUUAUAUUAAUCACAAGGUGUAUAAAUAAUCAAGUUUGAAUAAAAAAAUUAAAACGAAGUUUGUGUGAUGCACACAAACAUCAUGGUUUCUUUAUCAAAAGAAUGCAUCCACAUAUUCAAAACAUCAUCUCAAAAUAUUCAAUUUUAGAUAAAAGCUUAUUUCAAGGUAUUGAAACGUAUAAACAUUUAUUAUUGAACCACAUGCUGUUCUCAAAUGUGCCAACAGCAAACAGCUUUAAAGGUUAAAAAUAAGAAAUGCUUAUUUUAAUGCAAGGUUUUGCCAUGGUGACCUAGCUGAAAAAUGUUAUUAGCUUUAUUGUUUGCUUACUUAUUUCAACCAAGCCCGAGGACACUUCAACUCUUUGAGGCAACGUUCUGCGAUAGCUACGUGAUUAAUAUAGACAACAGUUCAUGUUUAAAUGUUGGGUAAGCAUAAAUGAAGGAUUUGCUUGUGAUACUAUCAUGAUAGACUCAUUACAUGAUGUGACAUACAUCGCUACAAUCGUUAGUUUGAAACGCUUACGAAUGAAAAAUAAAAGAAUG